AUGCUGGUGCUGGCGCGCGUCUCCGCGCAGGCUGCAGCUGCCUGGCUGGAGCAGCUGCAGUGGAGGGGGCUGGAGGAGGCCAGGUGGCCCCUGCUGGAAUCCAGCCAGCCGCGAGGCAGGCUGAAGCGGCGGCUGGUGCAGCGCCGCUGGGGCGUGCGCCUCGACAGGUGUCAGCAGCCCAGGCAGGAUGGCGGCCAGCGUGGCUCGCCUGCAGCGCCUGUUCCCAGCACCCAGGUCAGGCACGCAAAGCGACGCAGCGACGUUGAGGAGCAGGCACCGGGGCAGGAGCAGCAAGGAGGGCAGCCAGGCAGCAAGCGACGGCGCUCCGCGCGGCUGCCACGCCAGCUCACCACCGCCGCAUCCCCUGGCGCGGGCGACGCCGGUGGCGCUGCCGCUGGCAGCGGUGUGGAAGCAGCUGCAGCGGCGGGGCAGGUGGAGCUGCCUGUGGUGCAAGGCGUUCCUGCGGGGCUGGUGCAGCAGCUGGCGCUGGUGCCGGGUGGCCGCCCCAACUGCGGCUGCUGCGCGGCGUGUGAAGCGGCUGCCGGCGUCCACGGCGGCGGCGGCAGGGGCUGCCAGGUGCUGGCGGCGUUGAAGUGCUGGGACGCGCUGCUGCCGGGGCUGUCACUGUCCGAGCUGCAGCAGCUGCGGCAGUCGCAGCACCGCUGCGGCCGGUGCCGCGCCUGCAUGCGGGAUGCGCAGGGCGGCGGCGGCGGCGGCAGGAAGCGCGGCGGCGGCGGCGGCUCCGCGGCCUGCCUGGCGCUGUCUUGGGUGCGCGUGAAGGCAGGCCAAGUGCAGCAGAAGCUGGAGCAGCUGCAGCAGGAGCGGGAGCAGUGGGGGGCGCAGCAGCGGCAGCAGGGGGAGGGGCCGGCCGGGGCUGGCGCCCCGGCUGCGGCAGCUGCGGGUGGCGCGGGCGGCGGCCCCGCCUUAUCAUCCAGCUCUUCAGACUCCGAGGGCAGCAACCGGUCCCGCCUGUGGCUGCGGGACCAGCGGCGGCGCCAGCCCGACAAGCAGUACCUACAGCCGCUGCCCACCCCCGACGGCAGCCUGCCGCUGCCGCUGGUGUUUGGCGUGCCCUACCGGCGCGUCAGCCAGCUGGCUGAGGGCUGGCGCGAGGGGGAGCCGCCCCGCUGCAGGGUGUGCCCCGGCUGCCAGCAGGAGGAGCGGGAGGAGGGCGAGGCAGGCGGCAGCCGCGCGCGCGGCGGCGCCCCGCGGUGUGCCGCCGCCGCAGCGCUGCAGGCCUGGGACAGGCAGCUGGGGCCUGUGACGGCGGCGGCGGCGGCGGCGCUGGUGGCGCUGCCGCCCGCGCAGCAGCUGCGGGCGCGGUGCGGCUGCUGCCGCCAGUGCAAGCAGCCGGAGGAGGCGGGGAGCAAGCGGCAGGCGUGUGCCACAGCGCGCCGGCUGCGGGCGGGCACCCUGCCGGGCCGGUUGAGGCCUGCCGGUGCGGAGCGGGGGGCCAGCCCUGCUGGGGAUGGGUCCGGCAGCGGCGCCGAGGAUGCCGGCAGCGGCAGCCCCUCCCUUGGCGACGACAGCCCAGGCAGCAGAAGCGAGGAGGGCAGCCAGGGUGGCAGCAGCCGGCUGAGCGGCAGCACCGGCAGGGGCAGCGCCAGCUGGCAGCCGAGCGGCAGCCGGGCCGGCAGCGGCGCGUACAGCAGCCAGGCGGGCAGCAGCGGCACCGGCAGCAGCUCGGACGCCGAGCCCGGCGCUGACGAGAGCGGCAGCAGCAGCAGCAGUAGCAGCGAGGGGAGCGAGGAGGAGGAUGCUCGCUGGCUGCCCUGGGUGUCCCACUUCUUGCCCACCCCCCAGCAGCAGCAGGCGGCCGCGGAACAGCGCAGCGGCGGCGGCGGCGAGGCGGCUGAGUUGGCAGCCGCGCGCCGGCUGCUGCGCCGCCGCCGCGAGCGCGAGCUGCGCCAGCGCACCGGCCGGGCGGACCCCCGGCGGGACGCGCCGUACCGCUGGGACGUGCACGGGCGCACGGUGUCGCAUGCUGCCGCCUCCCGACGCCUGCACCGCAUGCUGGCAGAGGCUCGGUGCCUGGCAGCGGAGAUGGGCGUGCCGCUGCCUGCGGUCACCGACUGGCGCUGCAUCGCGCAGGUGCCGGCGCCCCCGGCAGCCGCGGGCGGCGACGGCGGCGGCGGCGCGGGUGCGCCCGCCGCCGCCACGGCAGAGUGCGGCCACCGCCACUCGAUCAGGCGGCGGAAGCGCGGGUGGCACCUGUGGCAGUGCGCACGCUGCGGCGCACCCCGCUGGGACGGCCCCGGCUGGCAGCUGCAGCAGCGGCUGGCGGCCGCGCUGCAGGCCGGGGCAGCGCUGAGCACGGCCUUGCUGCCGGCCCGCGGCAGCGACGCGCCGGCGGCGGUGGCGGCGGCGGCUGCGCAGGCGGCCCUGGCACGCCUGCGUCGGGAGGCGGCAGCGGGGGCUGCUGCUGCCGGAGGCAGCGGCGGCGGCCGGGCCGGCGGCGGUGACAGCAGCGACGAUGAGGAGGCGGCGGUGGCUGCUGCCGCCGCGGCCGCGGGGCUGCCCAGCUUUGAGCAGGGGGACGAAUUUCGCAGCCUGGCUGAGAUGGCUGGAGACAUGCUGGCAGAGAGCAGGAGGGCGCUGGAUGGCGCGGCUGCGGCCGCCGACCAGCGGCAGCGCCUGACGGCCGAGCAGCGGCGGCGGUGCCGGGAGAUGCGGCGCAGCGGGCUGGGCAGGGCCGCAGCAGGGCUCGAGUCUUGCGCCAUGGCGCUGGUGGAGGAGCAGCAGGCGCUGCUGGCGCUGCGCAGGCGCGGGCAGCAGCAGCAGCGGCAGCAGCGGCAGCAGGCGCCUGCGCCGUGGCAGCUCCCGCCGGCGCCCUCCACCACGUCUCGCCCGGGCGCUGGUGGCGCCGCAGCUGCGGCGGGUGCAGGCGGGGAGCCAGGCGCCCGCCUUGAGCAGCCGCCGCCGCAGGCGGAGCGCGCCCAUCAGGGGCAGCGGCAGCCGCUGCCUGCCAUCAGCGAAGGCCAGGAGGAGCAGGGGGAGCAGCAGGAGGGGGCGGGCGGGCAGGAGGGGGAGGGCCGUGGCGCGGCGCCCGCCGGACGCCCGCUGGGCUACGAUGAAUUCAUGCAUCGCAUCGUGCCGCUGCUGGGCAGCUGGGGGUUUGCCACCGAUGCGGCCGGCAGCGAGGGGCGGCGGCAGCAGCGGCGCCUGCUGCGGAUCUGCGACCAGCUCUUCUUUGAGCCUCCCGGCGGCAAGGGCUGGGAUGAGGCGGCGCUGGCGCACCUGCGGCGGCAGCUGCAGCAGCAGCCAGGCGACCGGCGCCCGCAGCGCACGCCGCUGGCCGGCGCGGCGGCGGCGGCAGCUGAGCCCGCGGCAGGCGGGGCCGCAGCGCGGCUGAGGGACGCCUCGCUCCUUGCGGUCGCCCCAGCUGCCAACCCCACUGGUGCCGAAGGCGAGCAGGCACUUGCCGCCGCUGGCGGGCCAGCACCCACGCAACCGGGCUGCCCCGCUCAGCAGGCGCCGCACCCAGCUUCGCCGCCGGCGCCGGCCCCGCAGCAGCAGCAGCAGCAGCCGCAGUCGCCUAUGCAGCCCCUCGGCGCCUUUGACCUGCUGCUGCUGCAAUCCUCGCAGCAGAGCCAGGGCGCCCAACACUCGCUGCUCCCCAGCAGCCAGGUAGGCAGCCAGCCGCCGCUGCUCAUGAGCCAGGCCGGCGACAGCAUGGCCGCCCUGGCCUCGCAGCAGAAGGCCAGCCCCGCAGCGGCGGCAGCCGGCGCCGGCCUCCUGUUGGGCACGCAGGCCAGCCAGCCAGACCCGCAGCAGCAGCAGGCGCUGCAGCCCCAGCAGCAGGCGCGGCGCGAGGUGCUGGAGCACUGGCGCCAGCAGCAGGAGCGGCGGCAGCAGCAGGAGCAGCAGCAGCAGCAGCGCCAGCAGCAGCAGCAGGCGGUGCAGCUGCCUGUAGCGCCAGUGCAGGCCCCGGAUGAGGAGCAGCUGGGGCGGCACGCCAGGUGGCGGGGCCACCAGCUGGCGGGAGCCAGCGAGGCCACGUGCCACUAUGUCUGGCGCCUGCUGGAAAGCCUGCUUGGAGGCCUGGUGGAGCUUCAUGGCAGGCAGGAGCGCCAGGCGCGGCAGCCCAGGGCGCGGCGGCGGGGAGGCAGCGCCUCGGUCCGCCUGCCGCCGCCGCCUGCGUCCCGGAUGGCCGCCGCCGCCCACAGCGGCGUGCAGAGCGGCGACGAGCGGCAGGCUGCAGGGCCAGGCGCCGCCGUCGGCUGGCUGGCAUGGCACCCGGGCAUGGCAGCAACUGGCGGCGGCCACGAGGGCAGCGGCGAUGCGGCGGUGCGGCUGCAGCCCCCUGCGCCGCCUGCCCAGCGGGCCGCGCUGCUGCGCAGCAUCCCCAGGCAAGCGGUGCCUGCACGCGUGUUCAAGCCGCUCACAGAGUGCCAGCCGCGCCGCGCCCUGCCACACCGCACGCUUGCGGCGCUGCUGCCAGCCAACGACUUGCCCAGCGCCGCGGCGGGGCCCUUGCCGCCCACCCUGCGCGGCAGCCGCAAGCGCAGGCAGCGAGGCGCGGGUGGCGGCGAGGAGGAGGAGGCAGAGGGCUUGGCGGAGCUGCGGCGCCUGGUGGCGGCGCACCCGCAGCUGCUGCUGCUGCUGGAUCACCCCAAGCUGCAGCGGUGCGGCGCCUGCAGCACCUGCGCCGCCGCCGGGCAGCCGCAGGCGCGUGGCUCCAAGCCUCGCCAGCAAGGCGCGCGCACCUGCCUGCUGCACCAGCGCUUUGUGCGGCACUACCGCCUGAAGCGGGAGCGGCAGCAGCGGGAGGAGGAGGCGCAGCGGCGGGCGCAGGCGCGGCGGGCGGCGGGCGAGGCGGAGGCGGGUGGGGAGGAGGCGGCGGGAGCCCAACGAGGAGCCCGCGGGAGGCCUGGUGGCGGCGAUGGCAGCGCGGGGCAAGGCCUCAAGGUGCUGGCGGGUGUGCCUGAGGCAGCUGGCCUGCGGGCAGCGGCGAGCUACAGGCUGCUGCACCCCGGCUGGCGCCCGCCCUUCCUCACAGAGCCUCGCCUGGCGGCGCAGCAGCAGCAGAAGAUGCAGCGGCUGGCGAGCCUGCUAUGCGGGCCCCAGGGGGAGCAGCAGCAGCAGCAGCAGCAGCAGCAGCAGGAGGAGGAGGAGGAGGAAGAGGGCCGGAAGCCAGACUCGCAGCAGCAGCGUGUGCUGGCCAGCCUGGGCGCGCAGCCCGCGCCGGUUGCCUCCCAGCAAGAGCAGCCGGGCGAUGGUGGGGCGGGCGGGGCCCAGCAGCGCCGCCGCCCGCUGGUGCUGCCUUCGCCGGGGUCGGCCUUCCGGCGCGUGCCUGGGCGGCAGACGCCGGCAGCAGCUCCGGCGCUUCAUGAGGAGCAGCUGGGGCAGCGGCUGGGCCAGCUUCCUGCAGACAUGCAGCUGGCCUUCCGCGCAGGGCUGGCUGCCGGCCUGCCACCAGCGGCAGUGGCGGCGGCGCUGCGCCGCUACUGCAGCAUCACAGCGGCUGCUCCCGGCGUGAGCCCUGAGCCCGAGGGCCGUGCGGCCGCUGCCAGCCACAGCGGCGGCAGGGACGGCAGCGCUGGCCGCAACGGCAAGCGCCGCCGCGGCUCCCCUGGCAGCGGCGGCGGCGAGCCGGGCAGCGCAGGGGAUGAGGAUGAGGAGGAGGAGGAGGAGGCGGGCCGCCCCUCGGCCAUUAAGAAGAAGGGGAAGCAGCGGCACGGAUAG
Chlorella variabilis is the source of this 5685-nucleotide messenger RNA. RefSeq lists its product as hypothetical. Gene Ontology annotation, biological process: regulation of DNA-templated transcription. The transcript is spliced from 12 exons. Gene Ontology annotation, cellular component: RSF complex. The record is from RefSeq and is a predicted model, not a curated record. The coding region runs from base 1 to 5685 and encodes 1894 amino acids. Lineage: Eukaryota; Viridiplantae; Chlorophyta; Trebouxiophyceae; Chlorellales; Chlorellaceae.